AUGGCAAGUAACUCGCGAGCCGGUUCUAUUGACUUGCGAAACAGAAACGUCCCGUUACGAUCAACUGGCGACGUUUCCAACCCAGCAGGCGACUCUCGUCAGAAUACGCCUGCUACGCAACCAAGCGAUCAUAAUGCCAAUCCUGAUAUCGGUGGGAAUUCUGACAACACUGUCGGCGGAAACAAUGACCGCCGGAGCGUCGCACCUGACAACCCUCCACCUGCAGGCGAAGACCCUCGCCUCGCAGGCUUGACUCAAGUCCAACGCUAUCGACUCCUAGAGCUUGAUGCUGAGAAGCAGCUAGUCGUCGAAAAACUCAAGCUGACCGAAAUGCAGAAUGUGCGAGGCCAUCGCCGCGAGCAUAGCGAUGAUCACUACCGUGAUUCGAGCCGCAAGAAGGCAAGCGUCAUCAAGGUGCCUGACACGCAGCACCUCAACAACUACAGUUCGACAGUCAUGUUUCUUCAAGACUGCGACGAUUUCAUCGCCUCGGCGCCUCGCAUCGAUUUCCGCACGGACGAAGAGAAGACUCGCUGGUCUUCUGCCCUCUUGGUGGAUGCUAAGAACCAGACCUGGAGGAAUACCAGGGAUGCGAUACUGCGCGACACCGGGGAACCUACCUGGGAGGAAUACAAAGGGUGGUGCUUGAACCAAGUUCGCAACCCAGCCGUCAAGUCUCAUGACGUGGGACGCCAGUUGGCCAAAGCGGUCAUGAGGGACGCGCAGUCGGUAGCCAGCUUCAAUGACUACCUCACCAUGCUCUGGUCGCAGCGAGACCGCUAUGUGACCGAUCUGGAACGCAUGGAAGCCCUGCGAGAUAGAGUGGUAGAGAAAAUUCCUCUGGAAGCCAUGAAGGAGGCUAUCCAACCUACCACCUAUGCUGCACUACUACAACAGUAUCAGGGUAGAGAGCAAAGGCUACGAAAAACGAAAGAGCUCCCUACUCUAGACAAGACUCGCUUUAGCGACAAGACAGCAAUCAGGGGAGCAGUGGUCAACAGCAUGCGAAGCCUAAGGUGCAGCAUGCGAACGGCCAACAAGAUCAAAAGAAGGGUUCGUCCUCUUCGGCGCCGCAAGGACAAAAGCCUGCGCGGACCAAACCCGAAGGUGACGACUCUCGUACCAAGCCUAAGACGCCCCUUGCUGAGAUACGAUGCUACGAUUGCGAGCAGCUGGGACAUUACAAGAAUUCUCCCGAAUAUCCAAACUACGUUGCGGGCAACGAAGCGCGCAAUCAUAGAUCAGGCAAGGGAAAAGGCAAAGCCUGAUGCUUACCGCUGCAGCAUUAGGCACGCCACCAACCAAGCGGCGACCUCGCUCUCUAUUGUUGAGAGGCGAAAUUACUACGCCGAGUGGGAAGCGUAA
This is a messenger RNA of Letharia columbiana, 1365 nucleotides long. RefSeq lists its product as uncharacterized. NCBI's taxonomy places the organism in Eukaryota, Fungi, Ascomycota, Lecanoromycetes, Lecanorales, Parmeliaceae. The transcript has a single exon. Bases 1 to 1365 code for a protein of 454 amino acids. The record is from RefSeq and is a predicted model, not a curated record.